Molecule: messenger RNA, 1155 nt
Organism: Podospora anserina S mat+
Lineage: Eukaryota; Fungi; Ascomycota; Sordariomycetes; Sordariales; Podosporaceae
Exons: 1
Coding region: 1-1155 (384 amino acids)
Molecular function (GO): hydrolase activity
Source: RefSeq, a predicted model, not a curated record
AUGAGCAAUCUCGACUCGACCCUUGCCGGCCACGCCGUGCCAAAACCAGGAGCGUCGCAGCCUACAAAUGAUGGACUGGAUCUGAUUGAGGAGCACAUCCUCCCCAAACUCGACCCCGAAUUUCUCCAGUAUUUCAUCGACGUCAUCGCCAAGCAACCGCCCGCCCACACAAUCCCCAUUGAGGAGGUUCGCAAAAGUCCUCAAAAACAUCAGCCGCCUUGUGCUCUCGAUUCUUCUAAAGAAAAGGGCGUAGGUGACCAUGUUGUUAGCUCGCAAGAUGGCACAAGCAUCCCGGUGCGAGUCUACCACCCGGUUGAAGACGAGCGAGGAGUUGUGCGACCCGGCCCCCAUCCUGUGCACCUAAACUUCCACGGAGGCGGCUUUGUGCUCGGUGACCUGCACUCAGAGGCGGGUCUGUGCUUGGUGAUGCGCAGGGCCGGUGUUGUCGUGGUUGAUGUCAACUAUCGGCAUUGUCCAGGUACAGUCUCACAAAUGUUGUUCGGGCCGGGUGCCAGCUCUGACUCGGUCGUGGUAGAAACGAUAUGGGGCAAGUGCAUCCAGGAUGCAUGGGCCGCGCUCAACUGGGUCCGUGAUGAACAUGUCAGCCUCAACGUCGACCCCUUCUCCAUCUCGAUCGGCGGCGUCUCCGCUGGCGGUCACAUCUCGCUAGUCUUGCAGCACAUGGCUAGAGAUGCCGGGAUCCCGCUUAAGCUGUGCAUGCCCACCGUGCCCCCCACCACUGACUGCCUCAGUCUCGACUACUACACCCAAUCUCCCUAUCCGUCCUUCCACGAGUUCCACCAGGGGCCAGUCCUGCCGUGGAAGCGGAUCAAGUAUUUUGGCAACCAGUGCAUGCCGCGAGACAAGCUGCCGGAAAUCAGAAAGAUGUGGCCCGACUGGUGGCUUGCCCCCAUGCGUGCUCCCAACUGGAGUGGGUUAUGUAAUACCUACAUCCGCACCGCAGAAGUGGAUCCGCUGCGGGACGAGGGAGAAGCCUAUGCAAUGAAACUUGUUGCUAACGGCACCAUGGUCACUCUCAAGCGGUACUUGGGAUGUCCCCAUACAUUUAUGUACUUGGGCGUCCUGUCACAGAAAAGGCAGUGGGACGAAGAUAGCAUCCAUGCUCUCAAGGUUGCCCAUGGGUUACGGAAAUAA